AAGUGUGGCUCCCUGGGGCCCAGCAGGAGAGAAACUGGCCUGGAGGCUAGGCCUGGCUGCCUGGCUAGCACGCGUCAGGAGUGGAUUCUGACACGGGCUUAGGCUGUAGCUGGGGCACAGGGCCUGGUGGAGCCCUGCCUGUCCGUGGAGCAGGAGGCCUCAUAGCUGUUCCAGGUCUCUCCAGAAUCUGCACAAACAUCCAUUUGUUCCUGCAUUGUUCAUCAACUAUUUCCUGACAGCCAGGAAAAUGGCUGACGGUUUUUCGCUCCACGAUGCCCUGUCUGGGCCUGGACACCCAAAUCGCCAAGGAUAUCCUGGCCAGUGGGGGAACCAGCCUGGUGCACCAGGCUACCCGGGGGGCCCCCAUCAUGGACCCCACCCUGGGCAUGGACCCCCUGGCCCCUACCCUGGCCCUGGAGGCUACCCCGGGCAUCCAGGUGGACCUGGCGCCUACCCACCACCACCCCAUGGACAGCCAAGUGCUCCUGGAGGUUACCCAGGCGCCAGCCCUUACAGCACCCCUGGUGGAACACUGGCCCUGCCUUAUGAGCUGCCUCUGGUUGGAGGAGUCAUGCCCCGCAUGAUGAUAACGAUUCUGGGCUCGGUGAAGCCCCAUGCUGACAGAUUUGCUCUGAAUUUCGAGAGAGGGCAUGAUGUCGCCUUCCACUUUAAUCCUCGCUUCAAUGAGAACGGCAGGAGAGUCAUUGUCUGCAACACCAAGACAGACAACAACUGGGGAAAGGAAGAGCGGCACAUGGCGUUCCCCUUUGAAUUUGGUAAACCCUUCAAGAUACAAGUCCUGGUGGAACCCGAUCACUUCAAGGUCGCGGUCAAUGACGCCCAUCUGUUGCAGUACAAUCAUCGCAUGCGACACCUCCGGGAAAUCGGCAAACUGGGAAUUUCCGGUGACAUAAACCUCAACAGUGCUUCACAUGCUAUGAUAUAAUCUGGAAGGGACAGACAGCUUCAAAAAGCAAAAUUUAGUCUAAACCUAUGUUAUAAGUUUUAUGUUCACUAUGAGGGAAAGGCUUCACAUUUAUUCACCAGCAUCCUUCUUGUAGGUCAUCCUUUUAAUAAACAUUCUUAUGCCAACAA
Messenger RNA from Ochotona curzoniae (black-lipped pika), 1095 nucleotides. RefSeq names its product galectin 3 (gene LGALS3). Gene Ontology annotation, cellular component: nucleus; immunological synapse. The record is from RefSeq and is a predicted model, not a curated record. The coding region runs from base 248 to 946 and encodes 232 amino acids. The transcript has 7 exons. Gene Ontology annotation, molecular function: laminin binding; IgE binding; carbohydrate binding. Gene Ontology annotation, biological process: eosinophil chemotaxis; negative regulation of endocytosis; positive chemotaxis. Lineage: Eukaryota; Metazoa; Chordata; Mammalia; Lagomorpha; Ochotonidae.